This is a messenger RNA of Peromyscus leucopus (white-footed mouse), 7118 nucleotides long. It is a transcript of the gene Itsn2, whose product is annotated as intersectin 2. Gene Ontology annotation, cellular component: cytoplasm; clathrin-coated pit; presynaptic membrane. Gene Ontology annotation, biological process: positive regulation of Rho protein signal transduction; endosomal transport; clathrin-dependent synaptic vesicle endocytosis. The record is from RefSeq and is a predicted model, not a curated record. NCBI's taxonomy places the organism in Eukaryota, Metazoa, Chordata, Mammalia, Rodentia, Cricetidae. Bases 392 to 3928 code for a protein of 1178 amino acids. Gene Ontology annotation, molecular function: calcium ion binding; guanyl-nucleotide exchange factor activity; molecular adaptor activity. The transcript has 29 exons.
UACUUUUAUAUUUAUGCAGUUGAUUUCCGUAAAUCAGUUCUUCCCUAAUCAUAACAGCGCUUUCUCUCUCCUGAGUUUGUCUCUACAGAAGUACUGAUCAGUGCCCAGGGUUUCUGUGUUCUGUAUAUGCUAUUGCAUAGACUGUUUCUCUUAAGCGGUCACGUACUGAAGGUAGCACUCCCACCAACAGAAUCCGUCUCCUCAUCCCCAACUGUGAAUUCUGCCUGUUCAGCAGCAGCGGAGCUCUGUGUUGUUUUUUGUUGGGCGUGUGUGCUAAAGGGGACAGACAGUCCCACAGCUUAGCACUAAGCCGUGAUCUGUCUUUGUUGUGUUAAUGGCACCAUGUUUUCAUUUUGCAGAUGGCUGAGAGCUGCAAGAAAAAUUCAGGACCAUGAUGGCUCAGUUUCCCACAGCUAUGAACGGAGGGCCGAAUAUGUGGGCUAUUACCUCUGAAGAACGCACUAAGCAUGACAAACAGUUUGAUAACCUCAAGCCUUCAGGAGGUUACAUAACAGGUGAUCAAGCCCGUACUUUUUUCCUGCAGUCAGGUCUGCCGGCCCCAAUUUUAGCUGAAAUAUGGGCCUUAUCAGAUCUGAACAAGGAUGGGAAGAUGGAUCAGCAGGAGUUCUCCAUAGCUAUGAAACUCAUCAAACUAAAGCUUCAAGGCCAGCAGCUGCCUGUGGUUCUCCCCCCUAUUAUGAAACAGCCCCCCAUGUUCUCUCCACUCAUCUCCGCUCGUUUCGGGAUGGGAAGCAUGCCCAACCUGUCCAUUCCUCAGCCAUUGCCUCCAGUUGCACCUAUAACAACACCCUUGUCUUCUGCAACUUCAGGGACCAGUGUUCCUCCCUUAAUGAUGCCUGCUCCCCUAGUGCCUUCCGUCAGUACAUCAUCCUUACCAAAUGGGACCGCCAGCCUCAUUCAGCCUCUAUCCAUUCCUUACUCUUCUUCAACUUUGCCUCAUGCAUCAUCUUACAGUCUGAUGAUGGGAGGAUUUGGUGGUGCUAGUAUCCAGAAGGCCCAGUCUCUGAUUGAUUUAGGAUCUAGUAGCUCAACUUCCUCAACUGCUUCCCUCUCAGGGAACUCGCCCAAGACUGGGACCUCAGAGUGGGCGGUUCCUCAGCCUUCAAGAUUAAAGUAUCGGCAGAAAUUUAACAGUCUAGACAAAAGCAUGAGUGGAUACCUCUCAGGGUUUCAAGCUAGAAAUGCCCUUCUUCAGUCAAAUCUGUCCCAAACUCAGCUGGCUACUAUCUGGACUCUGGCUGACAUUGAUGGUGACGGACAGUUGAGAGCUGAAGAGUUUAUCUUAGCGAUGCACCUCACUGACAUGGCCAAAGCUGGACAGCCGCUUCCACUGACUUUACCUCCUGAGCUCGUCCCUCCAUCCUUCAGGGGAGGGAAGCAAAUUGAUUCCAUUAAUGGAACUCUGCCUUCAUAUCAGAAAACACAAGAAGAAGAACCUCAGAAGAAAUUGCCAGUUACUUUUGAGGACAAACGCAAAGCCAAUUAUGAGCGUGGAAACAUGGAGCUGGAGAAGCGACGCCAAGCCUUGAUGGAGCAGCAGCAGAGGGAGGCCGAGCGGAAAGCCCAGAAAGAGAAGGAAGAGUGGGAGCGCAAACAGAGAGAAUUACAAGAACAGGAGUGGAAGAAGCAGCUGGAAUUGGAAAAACGCUUGGAGAAGCAGAGAGAACUGGAGAGGCAGCGGGAGGAAGAGAGGAGAAAAGAGAUAGAAAGACGAGAGGCAGCAAAACAGGAGCUUGAAAGACAGCGUCGUUUAGAAUGGGAAAGAAUCCGUCGGCAGGAGCUUCUCAAUCAGAAGAACCGAGAACAAGAGGAAAUUGUCAGGCUGAACUCGAAGAAGAAGAGCCUCCACCUGGAGCUGGAAGCAGUGAGUGGAAAACAUCAGCAGAUUUCAGGCAGACUUCAAGAUGUCCGAAUCAGAAAGCAAACACAAAAAACUGAGCUAGAAGUUUUGGAUAAGCAGUGUGACCUGGAAAUUAUGGAAAUCAAACAACUUCAACAAGAACUUCAGGAAUAUCAAAACAAGCUUAUCUAUCUGGUACCUGAGAAGCAACUACUAAAUGAGAGAAUUAAAAACAUGCAGCUCACUAACACACCUGAUUCAGGGAUGAGUUUACUUCAUAAAAAAUCAUUAGAAAAGGAAGAAUUAUGCCAAAGACUUAAAGAACAAUUAGAUGCUCUUGAAAAAGAAACUGCAUCUAAGCUCUCAGAAAUGGAUUCAUUUAACAAUCAACUGAAGUGUGGGAAUAUGGAUGACUCUGUUCUUCAGUGCCUUUUGUCUCUGCUAAGCUGUCUCAACAACCUCUUCCUCUUACUUAAGGAACUGAGAGAAAGCUAUAAUACACAGCAGUUAGCCCUCGAACAACUUCAUAAAAUCAAACGUGACAAAUUGAAGGAAAUUGAAAGAAAAAGAUUAGAGCAAAUACAGAAAAAGAAACUUGAAGAUGAGGCUGCAAGGAAAGCAAAGCAAGGAAAAGAAAACUUGUGGAGAGAAAGUAUUCGAAAGGAAGAAGAAGAAAAACAAAAGCGUCUUCAGGAAGAAAAAUCACAGGAGAAAACUCAAGAAGAGGAGCGAAAAGCUGAGGCAAAACCAAGUGAGACAGCUAGUGCUUUGGUGAAUUAUAGAGCAUUGUACCCCUUUGAAGCAAGGAACCAUGAUGAGAUGAGUUUUAAUUCCGGGGAUAUAAUUCAGGUUGAUGAAAAGACUGUAGGAGAGCCUGGUUGGCUUUAUGGCAGCUUUCAGGGAAAGUUUGGCUGGUUUCCAUGCAACUAUGUAGAAAAAAUGCCAUCCAGUGAAAAAGCUCCAUCUCCUAAGAAGGCCUUACUUCCUCCUACAGUAUCUCUCUCUGCUACCUCAACUUCCUCCCAACCACUUUGUUCAAAUCAACCAGCAUCAGUGACUGAUUAUCAAAAUGUAUCUUUCUCAAACCUUACUGUUAACACGUCAUGGCAACAGAAGUCAGCUUUUACUCGCACUGUGUCCCCUGGAUCCGUGUCCCCCAUUCAUGGACAGGGGCAGGCUGUAGAAAACCUGAAAGCUCAAGCCCUUUGUUCUUGGACGGCAAAGAAGGAGAACCACUUGAACUUCUCAAAGCACGACAUUAUUACUGUCCUGGAGCAGCAGGAAAAUUGGUGGUUUGGAGAGGUGCACGGAGGAAGAGGAUGGUUCCCCAAAUCCUAUGUCAAGAUCCUUCCUGGGAGUGAAGUCAAGCGAGAAGAGCCAGAAGCUUUGUAUGCGGCUGUAAAUAAGAAACCUACCUCCACAGCCUAUCCAGCUGGAGAAGAAUAUAUUGCACUUUAUCCAUACUCAAGUGUAGAACCUGGAGAUUUGACCUUCAAUGAAGGUGAAGAAAUAUUGGUGACCCAGAAAGAUGGAGAGUGGUGGACAGGAAGUAUUGGAGAGAGAACUGGAAUCUUCCCAUCCAACUAUGUUAAACCAAAAGAUCAAGAGAAUUUUGGGAAUGCCGGCAAAUCUGGAACAUCAAACAAAAAACCUGAGAUCGCUCAAGUAACUUCAGCGUAUGCGGCUUCCGGGACCGAGCAGCUCAGCCUUGCGCCAGGGCAGUUAAUAUUAAUCCUAAAGAAGAACACAAGUGGGUGGUGGCAAGGAGAGCUACAGGCCAGGGGGAAAAAACGACAGAAGGGCUGGUUUCCUGCCAGCCACGUAAAACUACUGGGUCCAAGCAGUGAGAGGACCACACCUGCCUUUCAUGCUGUGUGUCAAGUGAUCGCUAUGUAUGACUAUGUAGCAAAUAAUGAAGAUGAGCUCAAUUUCUCCAAGGGACAGCUGAUCAAUGUCAUGAACAAAGAUGAUCCUGACUGGUGGCAGGGAGAAAUCAACGGGGUGACUGGUCUCUUUCCUUCCAACUAUGUUAAGAUGACAACAGACUCCGACCCAAGUCAGCAGUGACCCAAUGUUGUCUUCCAGUGUGAAAGCACCCCAGAGACCCACUAUCCAAGUCUGACUCUAGCCUGGAGGCAGGGCAGGCAGCCCUGAUCAAAUAUCUCCUACACAAUUCGUUUACUUCGUUUGAAUGUUAGAGCCACUUGUGAUUAUUUCUUUGUGUUUCUAAUUUACAGUUAAAAUUUAUUGGUAACAAUUUCAAGGAUAGUGGGUCUUUGUGUGGCUUUCCCUGCUGUUCACUCUGGCAUCCUUUAGCAUUUUCUUCCUUUUUUAAUUUGGCAAUUGUAGGUCAUUAGCAUGCAUAUCCAGUUUGCCCUUACAUGGUGGGAGUACAAACACACAAAGACCCACUAUUUGCACAAACUGUUCUGUCUGGUUUGGAAUGGGCUGCCGUGCUUUUCCAAUGCUGUUGCCAAUUGUAUAUUCAUUACAGAAUUCAGGUGAUGUUUGCUUAUGUUCUGCUAUUAUAUUUGAUCUAAUCCUAAUCACAAGAGCCCAUAAUUGGUUCAGUCUGUGAUUUACCCUCAAAUAAGCACUGUUCAUUACUUUCUAAUAUACCAUUAUGAGUACCAAUGGCUAGGUUUGUCUGAAGGCUGAGAAUGGAGAUAGUCUUUUCUAUGUUUCUGUAUACUCUGAAUGGGAGCAGUCACAUUGGAGGAACUUCCCUUGUCUCACAGAGGAUGGAAGUGCUGUGUUCUGGCCAGUGUGUGCAGAGUAGUAUAUGUCUAGUGUGCCUGACUGCCCAAGGAUGAGCGCAGGGCUCGGGCAGUCCUGUCAGGGUCUUAGGUGCUCUAGGUUGCAGAUCUGUGUUCCAGCACACAGUUACUGCUUUAUUGACGAUAUAAACAUAGAUUGCUUUCAAGAAUGGGAAGUGUCCGUCAUGGACUGUGAGGUGAGAGACCUCCCCUAGCUUAGAACACUUAUAUCUAUAGUAUAUUCUAAAGUAGAAUUUAUGUUAUCUCUUGAGUCAGGUGACUACUUACUUACCCUAGGAUACAAAAUGACACUGUUGGCAUUCAUAAUGCAUUUAGUACAAACCAUAAGGAAUCCUUGAAGACUUUGUACCAGACCUGAAGCAGGUAUGCAGGUUCUAGCCAAGGACCCAGAAUGGUAAGGGGAGAGCACAUGAGAGCUGGCAUUCCUCUCUGCCCUCAAGGCUUCUUGGAGCCUAGACUGUUGAUGUUGCCAUCUACACUUUCCUGGCUAAUGGUCUUCUUCCACAUUGGCUACUUUGACAUAGAAUUUUACCUCUUCCCUUGAAUGGAAAGCACUCUAAACAUAAUAGACAUUAUUAUAAACUAAUAUGUAUGAGAGAGCACUUAGCUGAAAUGAAAAAGAAUUUUAACACAGUAUUAAACCAUAUUUGAAAAUCAAUGAGCAGUUUAUGCAGUUUAAAAGUUUACAAAUUGCAGUGCAAUCUACUGUUUGUGAAAUGUCAGAUAAGUGUAUAUACAAUCACAGAGUCUUAUUCCUCAGAGUUCUUUGAGAAAAUGAAACAUGCUUUUAUACCUCUCACUUUCAUUUAAAGGCAUAUUUUGUGCAAUAUUUAUGUUAAUGUGCCUAUAUAUUAUGAGUGAAUUAUACAAUUGUACGUUGCCUAAAUCAUGACUUGAGAAAGAACCAACAGUUUAGUUACAACUUUACAAAGCUCAGAUAUCUAUAUUGGAAAAUCUUCACACUAUUGCAGUGUCGGAAGAGUAUGUGUGCUCCCUGGGGUGGGGACUUCCGUUAGAGCUCUAGACCACCUCCGUUUUACCAUUUGCCAUCAUGACAGUAUUUUAUGUGGCAUUCAUGGGAAAGCAAUAAUAUCAGUUUAUAGAUGGAUAAGAGAAUUGCCUGCAGUCUUUAAGAGACAGUGCAAAGACUGAUUCCAAACUGACUUUUCCACAGUGUAUAGAUUACCUGAUCUUGCUUUUUAUCUCCUCAACAUUCUGUUUUUACAUCCUUGAGUUCAGUGUGGACAGCUGCUGUAUAAACCAAGGUUAGAAAUCCAAGCACUGCUAAAUAAGUACAAUGUUCUGUAAAGCACUUUUUUCUUUUAUAAUUUUUAUUUUGGGCUUUCUACUAUACUGAUAAAUUAUUCUAAAAGUAUUUUUAUAGGUCAGAUCACUUCACUUCUUCAUCACUAAAGUAGAUUACUAGAAAUGGCAUUCAGGUUGAGCUCAGCAUCUAUAACCAAUCUGAAAACAAUAUGUCCAUCAGGUACCUGUGGAUUAAGUCACACACUGGCAUCUAUAACCAAUCUGAAAACAGUAUGUCCAUCAGGUACCUGUGGAUUAAGUCACACACUGGCCCAGCAUUCAAAGUAAAUGUCAGUCUAGAGGAUAAACUUACUGUGUUAACCAGCUACGACUUGGGUAGGUAUUUUGUCAUGUGUUUGAUAGAAAGCUGUAAGGAAGGAAAUCGUAAUGACAUGUAAUCAUUUAGAUUGUUCUUAUAAGUGCAUGCAAUCUGUUGCAAUACCUCAUCCAGCCAUCUAUUUGCUCCUUCCUGGUUUAAUAUAAGGCAGCUUUCUUUUGCUUAGAAGGAAAGAGUUUACUGGAGGCAUAAUUUAAGAAUUGAAAUACAAUGGAGUCAAUUGGAACUUGUAGGAAAUGCCUGGUUAAGAUCACACUGUGUGCCAGGUGUUUCGAAAACAUGUGCUUGAACUUGACAGCAGUGACUGGGGAAAGGCUACAGCCAAAACUGUUAUUUCAGAAAAUUGAAAACUAAAUUCACCCUAUCAAUUAUAUAGUUUCUCUGAAUCUUUGAGUAUUUUGAAACAAUGCGACAAUUAAAACAGUAACUUUUUAAAUACAAUAUGAAACUGGAGUUUAAAAGAAAGAGACUAGGGGGAGGAAAGACAGAGAAAGAAAUGCCAAGUCCAGGCCAAAGCUCUGUUUGCCAAGUUUUCUUAGAAUGAAUUUUACCAAGUUAUGAAUUCUUGUAAAUAACUAAUGGGAAUACUGAGAACCCUUUGCCUAGAGUGGCAUUAUUACAUGCUGCUGUGAUGCUACUGUAAUGUAAUAAAUUAUUAAAUUGUUGCAAAGUGAUGUAUUUGCCUUAAAUUUUUAUUUUGUGUGUCUUGGAAACCAUAGUGUCAUAGGUAUUGAGAUUGUGCAAAUGCUGGCACGCUUGGCAUGAGAUGAUCUGUUUUAUUUUUACACAAUUGUAACAUAACUAUGCAAGUGUGUUUAUUAAAAGAACACAAACUCCA